Messenger RNA from Symbiodinium pilosum, 1602 nucleotides. Lineage: Eukaryota; Dinophyceae; Suessiales; Symbiodiniaceae. The record is from the annotation of a GenBank genome assembly.
GACUUGAGCUUGGAGGACGUGCGGUCCAAGUCUGCUGCUGACACGGUGUUUGGGCACGAGGCGAGCCAGCAAGAGGUCCUUCAGUCCAUUCUGGAGCCCCAGUUGGACAGGUUUCUGCAGGAGCCAGGGUUCAGCGCCGUGUUUCUGGCGUAUGGUCAGACUGGCAGCGGAAAAACUCACACUAUCUUUGGGCCACCGGGUGUCCUCACGGAACACGACUAUAACGAGAGCGGAGGCUACCCCAAGACAUGGGGUUUCUUCCCCUACGCAGCAGUGGCAACGCUGACGGAACUGCGACAAAAAGGACUGCAAAAGCGGGCGCAGCUUAAGUUGACAGCCAUGGAGAUCUAUUUGGAGAAGAUGUUCGACCUCCUCAACGAUCGCCAGCACGUAGCAGUUCCUGGAGCAUCUGUUCGUGCGGGUUCGAUGCGUGCUGAUUAUUCGGAGACACGUUACGACUCUGAUGGGAAGUGGCGUCCGCCUGGAAAAUGGCUGGGUGAGAAGACAAUGCCUGGAAUUCAAGCGACAGCCAAGGAGGUCGUGAUGGAAUCUCCUUUGGACGUCGUCCACGCCGCGCGGCUCGUUGAGGCCACGCGCUCUGCAACUUCUCAUGCCCUCAACCACAGGUCGAGCCGAUCUCACUGCAUGAUCACCUUGACCCUCCGGCAAAUCGAUGCCAACGGCAAAUUGUGCCACGGCCGCCUGGUGUUCGUGGACCUGGCUGGCUCUGAGCGUGUGGGAAAGUCGGGUGUCAGCGCAGAUGGCACCGGUGGCGCAAGGGCUUUCAAUUUGCCUGGGCGCCUCACUGUGGACAUUCCCGGAACCCGCUUUGAUGAGGCUCGCUCGGUGAACUGUUCCCUGAGCGCUUUGGGCCGUGUGAUCGCUGCACUAGCUCGACGAGACAAGUACGUGUCCUUCCGUGACUCUGCCUUGACCCAAAUGCUGAAGGAUCCCCUAACCGGUGGCGCAGCCCAUGUGACUGUCAUCCUGGCUUUGCGCGCCGAGAAGUCAAACGACUCAGAAACCCAAUCCACCAUGCGGUUUGGAACGGUCUGCAAAGAUGCCGCUGGGAGUGGCAACAUGAGAUCACGAGCCUCCAAGAGUGUUCCUGCACGAAAAGGGGCAACUGUUGACGUGUCCAAGGCCGUAGCAGAACUCCAGAAGGAGCUCGCAGCUGUCACAGAGGAAGUCGAGCGCAUGAAAGCUGACGGCCAAGAUGAACACCUCAACACCCAAGGCUUUGCUGCCCCGACUGUACAGGGCUUCCUGGACAACAAGCGCAAGUUCGAAGAGGCAAAGCGGCAGGCCACCCGCUACAAGGAGCUCCUGGCUGAACGCCGGAGCGAGCUGCGCCUGGCGGGAGAGAAGGAGGAGGGAGACCGGCGCAUGGAGGAGCUACAGGCAUCUCUGGUACUCGCGCAGCAGGCGACCUUUGUGGCAUCGGGCAUCUUCUACCGCCAGGUGACUACAGGCAUCUGGUCAGCCAGGACCCCGGCCAUGGAGCAGAAGAUGGCCUUAAGGGACCGGCUUGCCAUGGAGAUCGACUUCUUAGAGUCUGCGGAGACUCGCAACUCCAAUGCAGCCCACCCUAGCAAGGAUUAG